Molecule: messenger RNA, 186 nt
Organism: Camelina sativa (false flax)
Lineage: Eukaryota; Viridiplantae; Streptophyta; Magnoliopsida; Brassicales; Brassicaceae
Source: RefSeq, a predicted model, not a curated record
AUGGUGUUUUUUAUGUCGUAUCCGCCGACAAGGCGGCAGUUAAUGGUGUCUGUGGGUUUUUUCGCGGCGGGCGUUUCUCUCUUCGUCGCUGGUGCGUAUCUCUCACUUGCCAACAUCGCACCGCAACAAGAUCGCGUCAAGGCUCGGAAUGAUUUCGUCAAGGAUCGACUCAGGAAAUGGCUCGAC